Molecule: messenger RNA, 1881 nt
Organism: Drosophila innubila
Lineage: Eukaryota; Metazoa; Arthropoda; Insecta; Diptera; Drosophilidae
Gene: Hr51
Product: photoreceptor-specific nuclear receptor
Exons: 9
Coding region: 1-1809 (602 amino acids)
Biological process (GO): cell differentiation; anatomical structure development; positive regulation of transcription by RNA polymerase II
Molecular function (GO): RNA polymerase II cis-regulatory region sequence-specific DNA binding; nuclear receptor activity; zinc ion binding
Source: RefSeq, a predicted model, not a curated record
AUGAACAAAGAGGAAAGUCUCUCGGACACGCGUCCAGGAUCUCAAGAGUUGCACAGUCCUGCACGUCAUUGCUACACACCGCCACACGGACAACCGACGCGUCCGCCGGUUCCGGUUCCGGGUCCGGCUCUGACUCCGGUCUCAGCUGCUCCGUCCCUGACCACGCCCAGCCGCCUGUUGGCUUGGAAUCACAGUGCAGCCGCCGCAGCCGCAGCAGCAGCAGCAGCCGCGUCAAUCGCCUCCAAUCAUCAGACAGCCAUCAGUCAGUCAGUCAAUCAGUCGUCCGGAUUGGGUUCGGGUUCGGGAUCGGGUUCGGGUUCGGAUCGUUUGUCGGAUCAAUCGUCGUUGCCACGGCUUAAGGGUCAGAAUCUCGGACUCAUCUGCGUCGUUUGUGGCGAUACCAGUUCCGGCAAACAUUACGGCAUACUUGCCUGCAACGGUUGCUCCGGAUUCUUCAAGCGCAGUGUGCGACGCAAGCUCAUUUAUCGCUGUCAGGCGGGAACUGGACGCUGUAUUGUGGACAAGGCUCAUCGGAAUCAAUGCCAGGCUUGCAGGCUCAAGAAGUGCCUUCAAAUGGGAAUGAACAAGGAUGCGGUGCAAAAUGAGCGACAACCACGCAACACGGCCACUAUACGGCCGGAGACACUGCGGGAGAUGGAACACGGACGGGCGUUGCGCGAAGCUGCCGUCGCCGUUGGCGUUUUUGGACCUCCUGUGCUACUCUCACCGCCCUGUUAUGGCUCGAGUCUGUUGCCACCACCCUCAUUGGGCAGCUUGCCAACGGGACGUCUGUUGCACCACAACCACCUCAGUUCAUCCAUGCAGUUGGCCACGAAUCACAUGAACCAUGCCAGCGGCUUUCCCAUAUUCAACAGCGCCGGACUACAUAAUUCGCCAAAGGAUAAGACGGCAUAUGGAGUCGCCAUGGAGUUGUCCAGCAGCGGCAAUGUAUCCCAUUCCACCAACUCGAGCAGCAAUCAUUCAAUCGAUCCCAGUUCACCGGCGCCGGAUGCCACAAAUGACAACAACAACGCCGGUGGCAGCGUCUCUUCCGUCAGUUCUUCCAGUCCCAUGCCAGAGAAUGAUAACGAUGAUGACUCCAUUGAUGUGACCAAUGAUGAAGAGCCGAACACGGGCAGCAGAUCCGAUUCCAGUUUCAUAAUGCCGCAGUUUAUGUCGCCCAAUCUGUAUGCCCAUCAGCAUGAGACGGUUUAUGAGACAAGUGCCAGGUUACUCUUUAUGGCCGUCAAAUGGGCCAAGAAUCUACCGAGCUUUGCCAGGCUAUCAUUUAGGGAUCAGGUCAUUCUUCUGGAAGAGUCCUGGUCAGAGUUGUUCCUGCUGAAUGCCAUACAAUGGUGCAUUCCCUUGGAUCCUACGGGUUGUGCUCUCUUCUCCGUGGCAGAGCAUUGUAACAACUUGGAAAAUAAUGCCAAUGCUGACAACUGUGUCACCAAAGAAGAGUUGGCUGCCGAUGUGCGUACACUGCACGAAAUCUUUUGCAAGUACAAGGCGGUACUCGUGGAUCCGGCUGAGUUCGCUUGUCUCAAAGCAAUUGUGCUCUUCCGACCCGAAACCCGUGGCCUUAAGGAUCCGGCACAAAUCGAGAACCUUCAGGAUCAGGCACAUGUUAUGCUGUCACAGCACACAAAGACACAGUUCACGGCUCAAAUCGCCAGAUUUGGAAGAUUGCUGCUCAUGUUGCCGCUGCUGCGCAUGAUCAACUCCCACAAAAUUGAGUCGAUCUUCUUUCAGCGCACCAUUGGGAAUACUCCGAUGGAGAAGGUGCUCUGCGACAUGUAUAAGAACUAGAGAAUUUAUCGCUUAAGUUUUUAUGUAAUUUAAAUGAAUAUAUAAAAACGUUUUUAUGUCUUGAAUGUUAAA